Molecule: messenger RNA, 2735 nt
Organism: Hemibagrus wyckioides
Lineage: Eukaryota; Metazoa; Chordata; Actinopteri; Siluriformes; Bagridae
Product: zinc finger protein
Exons: 8
Coding region: 417-1127 (236 amino acids)
Molecular function (GO): zinc ion binding; nucleic acid binding
Source: RefSeq, a predicted model, not a curated record
CGUGGUGUCUCCCCUUACGCACGCGCACAGCGCCCGUUAUUGAACGUGGCCGCUCGCUCGCGCUCGGUCGAUGACAUCGGCUGCGCGUCACUGAAGGCUGUUGCUCGCGCGAAGUGGACCAAGAGGAGGAUCUGAUGAAGGUGAGGCACCGUCUGUCUGCUCGUUUACCGUUUGCGCGCGCGACACCUUCCCUCGACUCGUGGCAGCUCGACGGCGAGAGCACGAGAGCGAGCGAGACCAUGCCGUAGAGCUGCAGGAACGAACUCAAAGUUUGCCGCGCAACCAGGCGGAUGAGUACAGCUGCGAAUCUGAGGCGCUUUUAUACAGGAAACAACAGCGUAGAGGAAGCUGCUGUCUCCUGCCAGUCAUGCCUAAAGUUGGGGUGUGACGACCAUUGUAUCUAAGAUACAUAUGAUAUGAAAUCUGCAGGAGUUGGCGAUGGAGGACUCUUCACAGAGAGCUACUGUAACAUCUGCAAUGCUCAGCUCAUCUCUGAGUCACAGCGUGUUGCGCACUAUGAGAGCAAGAAACAUGCCAACAAAGUGCGUCUGUUCUACAUGCUCCAUCCAGAAGAUGGUGGUCCUCCUUCUAAAAGACUGAGACCAGAUAACCCGGACAGUGCCGAGAAUGAGGUGGACAGGAACAAAUGCUGCACACUCUGCAAUAUGUUCUUCACAUCUGCCAUUGUGGCUCAGUCGCACUACCAGGGUAAAACACAUGCUAAGAGAGUACGCCUUGUUCUGGGAGAGCAGCCCAGCUUACCUACCCCCACAGAUUCAACAGCAAGCACCCCUCAGGCCACAGACCCACCACCACCACCUUCACCCUCAUGGCCCUCCAUGGGCAAUAAUGGAGAAGCAGGCAAGUACUGCUGCCUAUGUGGUGCCUGGUUCAACAAUCCACUGAUGGCACAGCAACAUUAUGAAGGCAAGAAGCACAAAAGAAAUGCAGCAAGAGCACGACUCCUGGAGCAGCUAGCAGGCAGUCUGGAUGCCGCCGAGAGCAGAGGCCUGCGCAGCAGUUACUCGUGCAGCAUAUGUAAUGUGGUUCUGAACUCCAUUGAGCAGUACUAUGCACACCUCCAGGGCUCAAAACACCAAAACAAUCUGAAACAACAUCAGCAAUGAAAAUUAUUGCUGGACAUAUCAAAGGAAUUGCUACUGGAGCUCUGAAGAAAACAGGAAAUGGAUGUACUUGCAAACAUUUGUGGAGAUGCCCAGGGACUAAAGGGAUGCCUCGGACAAUACCUCUAUCUUUCACUGAGUUUCUUAAUACCUUGGAGGCUCCUCGACUGUUUUGUGCUUUAUGUUUGUAUUUUAGGUCAGUGUAAACUCAACUGUCAUGAGCUGGGAAUAAACACUGUUAUCUUGUAGGACUAAAGUAUGAACUUCAUGUCAAAUUGAUGUCAAUCUGUGUUAUAGUGGUUCUAAUAAUCACUAAAUGGCACUCAUUGUAUACAAGCACUAGCCUGAAAAGACAGGGUCACUGAGUAUUUUCUUACAUUCACAAAGUCUAUAUAAUUAAUAUAAGUAUGUAAUUUAUCUAUUAUAUGUACAGUCUAUUCCUUGAUACCUACGAACACUGCUUUGAUGGACUGUUUAGGCAUUUUAGAAUUGAAAAAAAGCACAAAGUAAGGAUGUCAGUCAUUUAUUGACUGCAUUUUAUUAGGUAAUUGUCUUGUUUUGUGUUUAAAUGUUGCUAGUAAUGGUCAGUGGUAAAACCUAUUGACUACUUAUAAAGGAAUUUUAGUACAGAAGUGGACCUAGACAAGAUUCUCACACAGAUCACAUUACUUUCUCUGUAACAAAGCUAUUCAGUAUAAACCAUAUUUAAUAUAAAGAAAACAUUCCUACAGUUCUCUGCAACGUAGAGAGCGGAUUUAGAGCUACUGAGUGUAUGAAGCUCUGCCUUAUUUGCUGACCCAAUAGGUUCAUCAUUAGCAAAUUAUUUUUCCUUUGCAUUGGAGUUUAAAGGAAACUUGUUAAGUGAAUAAUGCUAUGUCAGUAUUUUGAAUUAAUUACAGCCCAUUCACCUUUACACAGUUACACAAAUGCUAAGUUAUUGAUGGCAUCCAGCUGUGUGUAUUUUAAUGAUGUCAAAAGGACUGCCUUUAGAGAAGAGAGUACGGUCAUUUGCAAUGUUUCUUCUUCAGAAAAGUUACAAGUUAAUGAGUUUAUUCAGGUGGCAGAUAGUUUAUGCAAUCCACUUAUUAACCACCACAAUGGUUCUGUUUUAAAUUGGUUUAAUUAUGCAAAAACAUGUAAAUAAAUAGUAUCAGGAAAAAAUGUUUUAAAGCCCAUAAGUGUUAUUAUAGGAAGCCUGUAAUCUUUCAGGUGCUGUAUGAAUUGUCUGCUGCAUUAGAAAUCAUUUGUGGUUGAGUUUAUUCAUUUGGGAUGUUGUGCCAUCAGAUCAUGGACAGGAACCUCAUUUUAAUAGGUAUGUAUAUUUAUACUACAGAACAUCUAAAUGAGUCUAACUGCAACUAUUUGGAUGUAAUGAGUGGCAUUACUGUUAAAUGGAAAACCAAUUUUUCACUAAUCAUGGUUGGGGAUCGAAAGAAAUUGCUUUCAGAGGAUUUGUUCUCACACUGUACUACUAGACAGUACUUCAUAAGCAUGUUGCAGGAGGAGAGAGGAUGACAGUAGUCCCACAUUAUCUCAGUGUUUAUGCUAUUCAUAUUGUUGUGCUGUUCAUUUUGUGUAAUGAAAUUUCUAAUUAACAUGAAACUAAAUGUG